Racocetra persica is the source of this 1224-nucleotide messenger RNA. The record is from the annotation of a GenBank genome assembly. NCBI's taxonomy places the organism in Eukaryota, Fungi, Glomeromycota, Glomeromycetes, Diversisporales, Gigasporaceae.
AUGACGGAUAUAGAAUUGGAAUUAGAGGAUGAAAAUGAGUCGUCUAGUGUACCAGAAACAGUUAAUUCUCAGGGAACGAUCUUUGCAAACAACAUUAAAAUAGAGCAACAAAAUAUUGAACCUAUUUUGACCAAAAAAGAACUAUACGCAUGGUACCUUUAUGCAUUUGCUUGCGAAGUGUAUUCAGUUGUAUCAUUAUCAAGCUUCAUACCAUUGAUCCUGGAACAAUUCGCUUCCGAACAAGGUGUUCUCAACAUUAAUCAUGAAAUCGCGUGCAAAAACUCCACUGAACUUAGGACUUUUGAAGAAGUACGCUGUGUAGUCAACAUUUUUGGGUUAUGGGUUGAUACAGCCUCGUUUAGCUUAUACACUUUUUCAUUUAGUGUAAUUCUACAAGCUAUCACUGCAAUAUCUAUCGGUGCAACGGCUGAUCACGGUGCAAUGCGCAAAACUUUAUUAAUAAGCUUUGCUUUGGUUGGAAGUGUAUCUGCAAUGUUAUUUUUACUGGUCACUCCUCCCAUGUUCUUACUUGUCGCAAUAAUUGCUAUUAUAGGGAAUGUCUGCUUUGGUGCCUCCUUUGUUUGUUUUAAUGGUUUUUUACCAGUUUUGACGAGAAAUCAUCAAGAUGUAAGAAAAAUUUCUGACAAAGUAAAAUUACAUAUAGCUGACAAAUCAAAGCUUUCAAAUGAUCAACAGCCUUUUUAUUUGGAUGAUGAUAAUAUCAGUGAUCAAUCAACUACCAGACUUCUAAAUCUUGACAAUAAUUCCGAUGAUACUUUGUAUAAUCUUUUGAAUGAACUGGCAACAACGAAAGAAAAGAUUUCAACUCAUAUAUCUGCGCGUGGUUUUGCGUCUGGUUACUUUGGUGGCAUAAUUCUUUUAGGCAUUUGUUUUAUUAUCGCUUUUAUUCUACAUUCCUCCGUUUUUAGCCUUCAAAUUGGUGUGUUUUUAUCCGGAACAUGGUGGUUUUUAUUUUCUUUACUUGUUGCUAAAUGGCUGCAACCUAGGCCUGGUCCUCCCUUAUUUUUGGGUGAUGGAAGAAAAAUAAGAUGGUUCGAUUAUGUUGUAUACGCAUGGAAACAAUUGUGGAAGACCAUCAUACAAGCAAAAAAGUUGGAAAUGACUUUUAAAUUCUUGAUCGCUUGGUUUUUUAUAUCUGAUGGAUAUACCACAAUAUCUUCGGUGGCAUUGUUAUUUGCUAAAACAACGUUACAAGUUCCAGCU